AUGCCACUGCCAUCUUUGUCCAAUAUUCCCUUGAGUCUUGCACUCCCUGCUGCGGCAACCACACUUGCAUAUCUUAACGCAAGAUGGGCAGUCUCCUACGAUUUGAGCCUCCUCAAGGGGAUGUUGAAGAUGUCCGUAAAGUCCCGCGUCGCCGAACGUGGCGACCGCUUGAACCUCUUCUACGUACUGGAAGCCCAUGCACUCGAUCCUAAAAGUGCAGACAACGAUUUUAUUGUGUAUAAUGGGAAAACAACGACUUUCCACGAAGCCUACAUAAUGGUUAUUCGCUAUGGAGCGUGGUUCAAGAACGUUCACGGCAUCAAGCGCAAGGAGAUCGUCGCGAUCGACUUCAUGAACUCUUCCACUUUCAUCUUCAUGCUGCUGGGACUAUGGAGUAUUGGAGCAGUCCCUGCGUUUAUCAAUUACAACUUGUCUGGCAAGCCGCUCACUCACUCCAUUCGAACGUCCACCGCGAGGCUCUUGGUGGUUGAUGAAGAAGUUCGCCACUGCUUCCCGGCGGAGCAGGAGAAGAUUUUGACAUCUCCGAGCUUCCGCGAUGGCAAGGGACCGGUUGAAAUCGUGUUUCAUACCCCCGAGGUGGAAGCGCAGAUUUUGGGGAUGGAGCCUACGCGAGAGGAUGACAAGGUCCGCAGUGGCUUGAUCCCUCGCGAUAUGGCCAUUUUAAUUUACACAAGUGGCACCACCGGGCUGCCCAAACCCGCUAUUGUCAGUUGGAAGAAGUGCUGGUCUGGUAGUUUGUUCGUCAAAGAUUGGUUGAACAUUACUUCCUCUGACAGAUUCUUCACGUGCAUGCCUCUUUACCAUAGCUCGGCUGCAGUGCUUGGGUUUAUAACCUGCUUGAUGGGCGGAUCCACCCUGAUUAUUGGCCGCCGGUUCUCUGCGCGCAACUUCAUCAAGGAGGCUCGCGAGAACGAUGCGACAAUUAUCCAAUAUGUGGGCGAGACACUACGUUAUCUAUUGGGUGUAGCGCCUGAAAUUGACCCGGCUACCGGCGAGGACCUUGACAAGAAGCACAAUAUCCGUCUGGCGUUCGGAAAUGGACUGCGCCCCGAUAUCUGGAACCGCUUCAAAGAGCGCUUUAACAUCCCCACAAUCGCCGAGUUCUACGCCGCCACCGAAGGCACCGCAGGCGCAUGGAACGUUUCGUCGAACGACUUCUCGGCGGGUGCCAUCGGCCGAAACGGUGCUUUGGGAAAUAUUAUCCUUGGUCGUGGCUCUGCCAUUGUGGAUGUUGAUCACGAGACCGAGGAACCGUGGCGUAACCCCAAGACUGGUCUCUGCAAGAAUGUCCCUCGAGGUGAUCCCGGUGAGUUGCUGUUCGCCAUCGAUGCAGCGGAUCCCACUGCCAAUUUCCAAGGCUACUUCGGAAACAAGAAGGCAACAGAAGGCAAGAUCAUCCGUGAUGUACUCAAGAAGGGCGACGCCUAUUUCCGGACUGGUGACAUGGUUCGAUGGGACAAGGACGGCCGGUGGUUCUUCUCGGAUCGCCUGGGUGAUACAUUCCGGUGGAAGAGCGAGAACGUAUCCACCAGCGAGGUUUCCGAGGUUCUGGGCGCGCAUUCUGAUGUGCACGAAGCCAAUGUUUACGGCGUGUCUCUUCCCAACCAUGAUGGCCGUGCCGGAUGUGCAGCCAUCCUCUUCAACCAGCAGAUAAACCUUCCCCGGUUUGCGGCUCCGCUGUUCUUGCGGGUUACGCCUGUGACGCAGUCAACCGGUAACAACAAGCAACAGAAGCAUGUUCUCCGCAAUGAGGGCGUGGAUCCAGCUCUUGUGUCGAAGAAGGAUCGACUCUACUGGCUCCAGGGUAAUACCUAUGUCCCCUUUGGACAGAGGGAUUGGGAACGGUUGACUGGUGGUCAGGUUCGACUUUGA
This is a messenger RNA of Penicillium concentricum, 1893 nucleotides long. RefSeq lists its product as uncharacterized. The transcript is spliced from 4 exons. Gene Ontology annotation, molecular function: long-chain fatty acid-CoA ligase activity; long-chain fatty acid transmembrane transporter activity. The record is from RefSeq and is a predicted model, not a curated record. Lineage: Eukaryota; Fungi; Ascomycota; Eurotiomycetes; Eurotiales; Aspergillaceae. The coding region runs from base 1 to 1893 and encodes 630 amino acids.